Molecule: messenger RNA, 2293 nt
Organism: Platichthys flesus (European flounder)
Lineage: Eukaryota; Metazoa; Chordata; Actinopteri; Pleuronectiformes; Pleuronectidae
Gene: asmt2
Product: acetylserotonin O-methyltransferase 2
Exons: 9
Coding region: 284-1330 (348 amino acids)
Biological process (GO): melatonin biosynthetic process; methylation
Molecular function (GO): acetylserotonin O-methyltransferase activity
Source: RefSeq, a predicted model, not a curated record
AGUGUAUUUGUGUGGGUGCUGCGUGCAUGUGCGUGUGUGUGUGUGUGUGCAGAUCAGCAGCAGCGACCUCCUCCUGGAUCACAUCGUCUUUCUCUCCGCUGAAGAUCCGACGUCCAUUUCACACGGACACACAACGAACCAGCGACAUCUUGGCUCCGGGUUGUGACUCAAAGAUACAAAAACUCACACAAAUCCACUAAAAAACCCACAAAGAGGCUGAAACCUUCCGUCGUUGGUCCGGAACCCGAACAUCUCCGCAGCUCGUCCAGGCUCCGGAGCCGUGAUGGCUGAACAUCUGUCCCAGAGCGAGCUCGACUACCCCUUCAAACUUCUGGAGUAUUUCAACGGGUUCAGGGUCUCCAAGGUGAUCUUCUCAGCGUGUGAGCUCGGGGUGUUCGAUCUCCUGCUGACGUCCCCGGAGCCGCUCAGCGCGCCGCACGUGGCCCGCGAGCUGAGCACCAGCGUGGACGGGAUCGAGCGGCUGCUGGACGCCCUGGUGGGCAUCGAGAUCCUGGAGGUGGAGACCAAAGAUGGGACGGCUGUUUACAGCAGCACCGAUGUGGCGAGCCUCUACUUGGCCAGAGGCAGCGCCAAGUCUCUCCACGACAUGAUCGUCUACCAGUCCCAGACCAUCUACCCCCUGUGGAACAACAUGGUGGACGCCGUCAGGGAGGGGAAGAACCAGAAUGAAAAGACCUUCGGCCUCCCCUCAGCGGACAUCUUCAAAGCUAUCUACAGAUCGGAGGAGGAGAUGCUGAAGUUCAUGGGUCUGAUGAACUCCUCCUGGGUUCUGGACGGACACGACAUCGUGACAGCGUUCAACCUCUCCGGCUUUCAGACAAUCGUGGAUCUCGGAGGAUGCACUGGGGCUCUGGCUCGAGAGAUGGCGACGGCGUACCCGUCCUCCUCCGUCACCGUGUUCGACCUCCCGCAGGUCGUGGAGACGGCUCAGAGACAUUUCUCCCAGGAGGACGAUACCAUUGUGUUUCAGACCGGAGAUUUCUUCGAUGGAGAUGUUCCUGCUGCUGACUUGUACGUUCUGGCCAGAAUCAUUCACGACUGGCCGGAGGAGAAGUGUGUGACGCUGCUGAAGAAGAUCUACGACACCUGCAAACCAGGUGGGGGCGUCCUGCUGGUGGAGGCCAUGCUGUUUGAGAACCGCCGAGGCCCCAUCAUGGCUCAGAUCUUCUCCCUCAACAUGCUGGUGCAGGCGGAGGGCCGCGAGCGCCCCCCCUCCGAGUACACCCGCCUGCUGAAGACCAGCGGCUUCCUGAAUGUUCAGGUGUGUCGGACCGGGAAGUCCUACGACGCCAUCCUGGCCACCAGAUGAGCUCAGAUCAGCCGAGAGGAGCGCUGCUGGGAAGUCGGGGAAAGUAGAGAACACUUCAACUUAAACAUUUCAAGGCCUUGAAAAUGUAUAGAAUCAUUUCUCAGUGUGACGAGGAAAGUGCGUCUUGUGGAUGUGUCCGAUUGUUUCAACCCAAGAUUCUGCUGAGUUCAGGUUCCCUCGUAGAUCUUAGACGUAGCAGAACGGUACCAGACAAACCUCAGUUUACCUCCGUCAUGUCUCUGCUGGUGUUCUGACAAACUUCUGUUUAUGUUUUCACAGUGUGAAGAAUCUAUUUACUACUGUUUCAAACUGGUGCUCGGUGACGUCUGUUCUCAUUCUGCUGUUCUGUGGAUUUUAUUUUUAUCCCUGUGGACAAUCUUGAUGCUGAGUUACCUCGAGAUCUUGAUGACAUCACACAGACAUCUCACCAUCUAUCAUUCAUAUCAUCUCGUGGCUGCUCAGACGUUUGCAUAAUGAUGACUCGGUAGAAAAACUGUGUGUGAGAGAUCAGUGAGUUUUUACCUGAUUUGCAUGUUAUCGAUGAUACAAAUACUCAAACUGUAGAAACGUAUAAAAACCUCUUUCUGUAUAAAGCACAGACUGUAGAUGAAGAUGGACGCCGGGUCUCAGGUGGAGCGAUGACAUCAACCUCCUGAUAAACACAUGUGACCUAGUCUCAGCUGUCAAUCAUCACUUGUUUUAUUGCAUCAAUUAACUAAUUAAAACCAAACUUGAGCAAACCUCAGUGUGAUAAGAACCAACUUUAUCGACCUUAUGACCCAUAUUGCAACCACCUUUAUAUACAGUCUGUAAACACACGGUACCAUAAGCUUGUUUUCUGGCCUCUGGUCUUUACAGCAUGUUUCCCUCAUAUUAAAUCAUAGAGUCAUGAUGUUUACUGUUUGCAGAUUGUUCCAUUUUUUAUUAAAACGUUUGAACUAAAAGAUUUGCAUGUGUAAACGA